This is a messenger RNA of Protomyces lactucae-debilis, 840 nucleotides long. Its product is annotated as ribosomal L28e protein family-domain-containing protein. Gene Ontology annotation, biological process: maturation of 5.8S rRNA; maturation of LSU-rRNA. The record is from RefSeq and is a predicted model, not a curated record. The annotation marks the transcript as partial. Lineage: Eukaryota; Fungi; Ascomycota; Taphrinomycetes; Taphrinales; Protomycetaceae. The transcript has 2 exons. Gene Ontology annotation, cellular component: preribosome, large subunit precursor; nucleolus.
GACGAGAUCAUCUGGCAGUGUAUCAAUCAACAAUUCUGCUCAUACAAAGUCAAGUCAACAGAGCAAAACUUCUGCCGCAACGAGUACAAUGUCUCCGGUCUCUGCAGCAGGCAGUCCUGCCCGCUCGCCAACUCGCGCUAUGCGACCGUCAGGGAGAAGGAUGGCAAGCUCUACCUCUACAUGAAGACAGUGGAGCGCGCGCAUAUGCCGGCCAAGCUCUGGGAGCGUAUUCGUCUGCCGAAAAACUACACAGAGGCACUCAAGCUCAUUGACGAGAAGCUGCAGUACUGGCCCAACUUCAACUCGCACAAGUGCAAGCAGCGCCUAACAAAGCUGACCCAGUACCUCAUCAAGUCGCGCAAGUUGGCCAUGGCGCCGCAGGUCAAGUUGAUUCCAAUCAAGCCAAAGCAGACCAAGCGUGAGGCCGCCCGGGAACGCAAGGCGCUGGUUGCGGCCAAGCUCGAAAAGUCGAUCGAGAAGGAGCUGAUUGAGCGGCUCAAAUCGGGUGUCUAUGGCGAGAUGCCAUUGAAUGUCAAUGAAGAUGUCUGGCAACGCUUCCUCAAUGCAAAGACUGGCUUGCAAGACGAUACAGACGCUGCAGAGAUGGAAGAGGAACUCGAGCUCGAGGGCGAGACGGCGUUCGUGGAGGAGAGCGACGGUGAGUCUGACAUCGAAGAUUGGUGGGCAGAGGAGGAUGCAGCUGGUGGCAGUGCGUCUGGCAGCGAGAGCGAGGACGGCAGCAGCGAAGAAGACGAGGCCAAGAAGAGCAAGAAGCGAAAGGCACCGCAGGACAAGCGGGCCUCGAAGCGUGUCGAGAUUGAGUAUGAGGAGGAGCAGGAG